This is a messenger RNA of Eubalaena glacialis (North Atlantic right whale), 1862 nucleotides long. Its product is annotated as integrator complex subunit 10-like. Gene Ontology annotation, biological process: snRNA processing. The record is from RefSeq and is a predicted model, not a curated record. The transcript is spliced from 12 exons. Gene Ontology annotation, cellular component: integrator complex. The annotation marks the transcript as partial. Lineage: Eukaryota; Metazoa; Chordata; Mammalia; Artiodactyla; Balaenidae.
CGCGCAGGCUCCCUGGCUGCACCGGGGUCGCUCCCGAGCAGGGUGAGAAUACGCUCCUCCGCGUCUUGGAGGCGACCUGGAAGAGCCGGGACGAACGCACUAAGUCCUCAGAGGAGGAAACGGCCAAGCAGAGGCGCGGAGUGGCCGGGAAGAGACUGCUCGCAAAGUCCGGAAGCCCUCCCGGAUCCACCCUGCGGCGGCCGCGCGACCCCGGACCUGCGCAGUAGCGUCGGCGGCGGCGGCGGCGGCAAGAUCUGCUGCGGCAAGGUCCGCGGCGUCCCCCAGCCGGAAGGUCCGGCAGCCUCAGGCCGCCCGACGCCUCCCGCGUCAUGUCGGCCCAGGGCGACUGCGAGUUCCUGGUGCAGCGAGCCCGCGAGCUGGUGCAGCAGGACCUGUGGGCCGCCAAGGCUUGGCUGAUCACGGCCCGCAGCCUCUACCCCGCCGACUUCAACAUCCAGUAUGAGAUGUACACCAUCGAGCGGAACGCGGAGCGGACGGCCACCGCCGGGAGGCUGCUCUACGACAUGUUUGUGAAUUUCCCAGAUCAGCCCGUGGUGUGGAGAGAAAUCAGCAUUAUUACAUCAGCAUUAAGAAACGAUUCACAGGAUAAACAAACCCAAUUUUUAAGAAGUUUAUUUGAAACUCUUCCUGGUCGGGUUCAGUGUGAAAUGUUACUAAAGGUUACGGAACAAUGCUUCAACACUUUGGAACGAUCAGAAAUGUUGCUUCUACUUUUGAGACGAUUCCCUGAAACGGUGGUACAGCAUGGGGUUGGCCUUGGGGAGGCACUAUUGGAGGCUGAAACUAUUGAAGAGCAAGAAUCUCCUGUUAACUGCUUUAGAAAAUUAUUUGUGUGUGAUGUCCUUCCUCUAAUAAUUAACAACCAUGAUGUUCGGUUGCCUGCCAAUUUGUUGUAUAAGUACUUGAACAAAGCAGCUGAAUUUUAUAUCAAUUAUGUCACUAGGUCUACUCAAAUAGAGAGUCAGCAUCAAGGUGCCCAAGAAACGUCUGAUUUAAUGUCACCGAGCAAACGUAGCUCUCAGAAGUACAUAAUAGAGGGGCUGACUGAAAAAUCAUCCCAGAUCGUGGACCCUUGGGAGAGGUUGUUUAAGAUUUUGAAUGUUGUUGGAAUGAGAUGUGACUGGCAGAUGGAUAAAGGAAGACGAAGCUAUGGUGAUAUUUUGCAUAGAAUGAAGGAUCUCUGCAGAUACAUGAACAACUUUGAUAAUGAAGCUCAUGCAAAAUAUAAAAACCAAGUGGUUUAUUCCACUAUGUUGGUCUUCUUUAAGAAUGCAUUUCAGUAUGUCAACAGCAUACAGCCGUCUCUAUUCCAAGGUCCUAAUGCCCCUAGCCAAGUUCCACUGGUCCUUCUGGAGGACAUAUCAAAUGUAUACGGUGAUGUAGAAAUUGAUCGCAAUAAACACAUACAUAAAAAGAGGAAACUAGCUGAGGGAAGAGAUAAAACCAUGCAGAGUUCGGACGAUGAAGACUGUUCAGCAAAAGGAAGGAAUCGUCACAUUGUUGUCAAUAAGGCAGAACUUGCUAACUCGAUCGAGGUGUUGGAAAGCUUUAAGCUGGCCAGAGAGAGCUGGGAGCUGCUCUAUUCCCUGGAAUUCCUUGACAAGGAAUUCACAAGAAUUUGUUUGGCGUGGAAGACGGAUACUUGGCUUUGGUUGAGAAUCUUCCUCAAUGAUGUGAUCAUCUAUCAGGGUCAGUAUAAAAAGGCCAUAGCCAGCCUGCACCACUUGGCAGCUCUCCAGGGACCACUUCCUCAGCCACAGAUCUCGGGACAAGGGACCUUGGAGCAUCAGAGGGCGCUCAUCCAGCUGGCGACCUGCCACUUUGCCUUGGGGGAGUACAGA